AUGCUGCGGGGCGGCCGGAGCCCGCUGCCCCCGGCGACGGGGCCCCCCAGCGAGGCGCGGGGCCCGGCGGGCGCUCCCGGAGCGGCGCAGGUGGCGGCGGGCAGCCUGCUGGCCCUGCUCAUCCUCUGGACGCUCUUUGGGAACGUGCUCGUGUGCGCGGCCAUCGUCCGCUACCGGCACCUGCGGAGCAAGGUUACCAACAUCUUCAUCGUGUCCCUGGCCGUCUCGGACCUACUGGUGGCCCUGCUGGUCAUGCCCUGGAAGGCGGUGGCAGAGGUAGCUGGGUACUGGCCCUUUGGGGCUUUCUGCAACGUCUGGGUGGCCUUUGAUAUCAUGUGCUCCACGGCCUCCAUCCUCAACCUGUGCGUGAUCAGUGUGGACAGGUACUGGGCUAUCUCCAGCCCUUUCCGCUACGAGAGAAAGAUGACCCAGCGCUUGGCUCUGGUGAUGAUCAGCGUGGCAUGGGCACUGUCCGUGCUCAUCUCCUUCAUCCCUGUCCAGCUCAACUGGCACAAAGAUAUGAGUACCACAUGGGUGGCAUUAGCAGCAGUGAGACCCUCUGAUGGGACCUCUGGCAGCAAUGAUACCCUCACUGGACCAUCGGAGAGCUGUGACUCCAGCCUCAACAGGACUUAUGCUAUUUCCUCCUCCUUGAUCAGUUUUUAUAUCCCGGUGGCUAUCAUGAUAGUUACCUACACUCGAAUCUACCGCAUUGCCCAGGUGCAGAUUCGUCGGAUCUCUUCCUUGGAGAGGGCAGCUGAGCAUGCACAGAGCUGCCGGAGCAGCCACAUUGACUGCCACCAUCACACAAGCCUCAAGUCGUCCAUCAGGAAAGAAACCAAGGUGUUGAAGACGCUCUCUGUCAUCAUGGGUGUCUUUGUCUGUUGCUGGUUGCCAUUCUUCAUCCUGAACUGCAUGGUUCCCUUCUGUGAGAGCCCACCCAGUGACCCCCACGCUGGCCUCCCCUGCGUCAGUGAGACCACCUUUAAUAUCUUUGUCUGGUUUGGUUGGGCUAACUCUUCUCUUAACCCCAUCAUCUAUGCCUUCAAUGCUGACUUUAGAAAGGUUUUCUCCAACCUCCUUGGAUGCGGUCAGUUUUGCUCUGGUACUGCCGUGGAGACUGUUAAUAUAAGCAAUGAGCUUAUCUCUUACAACCAGGACACCCUUUACCAUAAGGAGAUAGUGACUGCUUAUGUUAACAUGAUCCCAAAUGUGGUUGACUGUGAGGAAAAUCGCCAGGACCCUUUUGAUAGGAUGUCCCAGAUCUCCCCUGACCAUGAGGUUGCCACUGACUCUGCCUGUGAGCUGGACUGUGAGGGGGAAAUUUCGCUAGGCAAGAUAACACCUUUCACUCCAAAUGGUUUACAUUAAAUUGUGUCCUGGUCUGGUCAGUUCUUCUUGGAUUAUAAAAGAUAAUAUUAGCACCGAGUGGAGAAACCUGCUUGAUGAUGUGCUGUAGUUUGCAG
Sturnus vulgaris (Common starling) is the source of this 1466-nucleotide messenger RNA. Lineage: Eukaryota; Metazoa; Chordata; Aves; Passeriformes; Sturnidae. The record is from RefSeq and is a predicted model, not a curated record.